Molecule: messenger RNA, 600 nt
Organism: Lodderomyces jiufengensis
Lineage: Eukaryota; Fungi; Ascomycota; Pichiomycetes; Serinales; Debaryomycetaceae
Exons: 1
Coding region: 1-600 (199 amino acids)
Source: RefSeq, a predicted model, not a curated record
AUGUCAGAAUCAGGAAUCAUAGAGAUAAAUCCACCAAAAUAUCCAAAUCCUCUUGCAAAUUUUAGUAGAGGAAUAGGGUAUCCAAAAUGGCAACCAAUAGAUACUAAAAAACAAGUUAGUGAAUUAUUUAGAUUUGGUUUUUAUUCAACUGUAGGAUCAUAUGCUUUUUUGUACUUGUGGAAAAGAACUACUUUCAAAUUAACUAUUCCAAUUUCAGCAAUAACUUUUAUAACAGUAGCAAAAGGUUUACAAUCAUCAUUAGCUAAUUUAAGAGAAAAAAAUGAUUGUUGGAAUAUAUUUUGGGGAUUAACUGGUGCAAAUACUUUAAUAUUAAGUUUAGGUUUUAAAUCAAUGCCUCCAAAAGUUAAAAUAAUAACUGGAUUUUUAGGAACUACAGCUGCAACAAUAAUAGAUAGAGCUUAUUGGGCUCAAUCUACUAGUUCACCAGUUAAAAAUGUUAGAUAUGAAUUAGAUCAAAGUAAUAAAGAUUUGACUCAACAACAAUUUUGGGAUGUUUGGAGUAGAAGACCUGCUACUGAAACUUUUGAAGAUUUGAAUGUUAUUGGUAGAUCAAGAGUUAUUGAAAAAAAAAGUGAUUAG